AUGUUUAUAAUUUUAACCGUGACAGUGAUGUGCAUAACGUUUAGGUAUGCAGAUUUUUUAAGUGACAUCGAAUAUCGAUAUGGAGGUAGUUAUAAAGAAUACAACAGUAUUUAUCCAGAAGGAAAUGAUUAUAGCACCAAACUCAACAUUUUUAAAAAACCCACACAUAACGAUUUACAUGUAAAUAUACCUCCAGUUAAUCCAAUUAUGGGACAAUCAGUGCCAGUUGAAUACAAUGGAUACUCAGAAUUAGACGAUAGAUAUGGACUUGUUGGUAAAGGAUUUAAUUUGUUUGGGAGGAGUGAUUUAGAUACCAGAUAUAAUUUAGUCAGUGAUUCUGGACAAGCAACAACAAAAAUGUUCAGACAAAUCGUGUUUUUGGCGGUAGUGGCUUUUGCAAGCAGUGCUCCAUCUCCUGGAUUCCUUCACGGUGGAUAUCAUCUACCUGCAGCUACCAGCUACAGUUCCAGAGUCGAUGUGCAUCAUAGCAAGCCUAUUAUUCACAGCUACGCCACUCCAAUCAUUGCCAAGACUAUUGUUGCUGAACCCAUCCACAGUUACAGCGCCCCAUUGUUAUCCCACGGUUACGGAUUGGGACAAGAUCUUUCUUUGGGUCAUGGAUAUGGUGUGGGACUUUCCAGUGGUUAUGGACAUGGACUUUCCAGCGGAUACGGACAUGGACUUUCCAGUGGAUAUGGACUUGGACUUUCCAGUGGAUACGGUCAUGGACUUGGUCAUGGAAUUGGAUACGGACACGGAUGGUAA
Brassicogethes aeneus is the source of this 765-nucleotide messenger RNA. NCBI's taxonomy places the organism in Eukaryota, Metazoa, Arthropoda, Insecta, Coleoptera, Nitidulidae. The record is from the annotation of a GenBank genome assembly.